Molecule: messenger RNA, 1612 nt
Organism: Hemicordylus capensis (graceful crag lizard)
Lineage: Eukaryota; Metazoa; Chordata; Lepidosauria; Squamata; Cordylidae
Product: transcription factor ATOH1-like
Exons: 1
Coding region: 364-975 (203 amino acids)
Molecular function (GO): protein dimerization activity
Source: RefSeq, a predicted model, not a curated record
GCCACACUUCAGGGGCUCACUCGAGAGAGACUAAUCCAAACUGAAUGAACUCACUUAAACUCUCCUCCCCAUUCUCUCCCCCAUCCCGCCCCUUCUCCUUUUCUUCUUCUUCUUCUGCUUUGAGGAGUGACAAAACUUAUCGCGGCUUAGCUUUGAACCCCGGCGGCUCCGUUUCGUCCCCUUUUCGCCGCCCAGCAAGCUUCUCCACACCGCUCGGUCGCCCCCCUUCCGCCCAGCUUUGCAAUAUAAACAAACCAGGCUCAGGGUCUUUAACUGGACCGUCGCACGUGUUCUGCUCUGCGAAGACAAGCCGGGGGCGGGGAGCGAUCGAGAGCACUAAGCAGACCUCCCACCCGGGCCGCAAUGAAAGCGCUCUGCUCUCGCCCGCAGCCAGGACGGGCCGGCUUCGGCACCUGCAGCUCCUUACAGCAAUCUGCCUCUUGGCAAAAGGAGGCGGGCAAAGGGAGAGGAAGAUCUCCGGGUCUGGGAAAUGGAAAUGUGAACUCUUUCCAGCCGACUGUCGGUCUCUGGACGAUACCCGAGCCGCAUUUUCCCCGUGGAGCGAGCUGCCUGCGUCACGUAGGGGUCGCAUUGAAUCCCCAGCCAGGCAGGUCGCGGCAGAAGACUGGACUGCAGCACAGGAAAGCGCUCGAGGUGCCGGGCGGACGGGAACCUCUAGGUGGGGCGUGGACCAGACAGCGCCGGCGGUUGGCUGCCAAUGCCCGGGAAAGGAGGCGCAUGUUGGUGCUCAACUUGGCCUUUGAUCGACUGCGGAGCGUCGUCCCUGCGCUGCGAGGCGAGCGGAAGCUCUCCAAGGCGGAGACUUUGCAGAUGGCUAAAAUCUACAUCUCCAUGCUGAGCGACCUCUUGCAAGGGAUUGAGGGUGGCGCGUCGGGACGAGAAGUUCAGAGUCCCCCAGUUGCGUACCCAGAAGCGACAAAAGUGAUUCGCCCGCCCGCCGCGCCCCGCCACUGAAUCGACUCUUUUAGGGAGCUCCAUAGCCGAUCUCUGCCCCAGCUCCCCCUUGCAAGAACUACAACUAUACUGAGAGACGUUACUAGAUUACUGAUAAAGGGGUGUGUCCUCGAUGAGAAAAGAGACAUCCAGGCUAGGUGGGCGAGCCCAUACGCAGAGAGAACGUGGGAAAGGGAGACGUCUGUAAACGGGGUGUGGGCGGGAAACCUUUCUCGUUUCUGCUGUGAACGGGCGUAGGUAGGGGAGAGGGGGCCGUGUUCACCCCAGUGUCUGGCAGCCCCUCGAGUUAAUGAAGAAGGUAGGGAGCGGGUGGGGCUGGGGGCCACUCAGGGGAGCGGGUUCUUUGAACUCAUCCGCUCAAUUAUAGCUACACCCCUGGUAAAUAUUUUUAGACUUGUGCUUGGAUGACUUUGUAAAAAGAUUGCCAGUCGGCCACUCUUCGAAGGGCAGCUAUGAAGAGCAGAGUUCCUAAGUUUCGUUUAGGUUAUUCUGUAAAGCAGAUGAUCGCUAUAGUGCUUUAAAAAGAGCAAAACAAACAAACCCGAGAAGUUCGGCAAACCCACCCCCUCGCUCGUAAGCCAGUGUAACUUGUUGACUUUGUUUGCAGUUAAUAAAAUAGCAUUUGUGAUAGGUCGUA